Aspergillus campestris IBT 28561 is the source of this 3360-nucleotide messenger RNA. It is a transcript of the gene cym1, whose product is annotated as pitrilysin family metalloprotease cym1. Gene Ontology annotation, biological process: protein processing. Bases 114 to 3266 code for a protein of 1050 amino acids. NCBI's taxonomy places the organism in Eukaryota, Fungi, Ascomycota, Eurotiomycetes, Eurotiales, Aspergillaceae. Gene Ontology annotation, molecular function: metal ion binding. The record is from RefSeq and is a predicted model, not a curated record. The transcript has a single exon. Gene Ontology annotation, cellular component: mitochondrial matrix.
UCGUGUCUUGGAUAUAUUCGUUGAAUACACACCACCUUCGAUAGCGACCCCCAAAUCGCAUCCGUGUCGACGACUCCCGUCUUUGCGCCAUCCAUCCCCCCCGGUGCAGCGUGAUGCUGCGUCUGUCAUCGGCUGUAGGCAAAGGCCGAGUCGCUCCUUUGCGCCAUGCCUCCCCGAGCCACAACCUGAAAGUGGGCAGAGCCCUUCCUCGGUAUACGCAGUUUCAGCGAGCGGCGUCGACAGUGACCUCGUUGGAGAACUUCCCGGAAGCAGGACAAUCCCUCCAUGGGUUCACCGUGCAAGAGAAGAAGCAUGUGCCCGAGCUGCACUUGACGGCAGUACGGCUGAGGCAUGACAAGACGGACGCGGACUACCUCCAUGUGGCCCGAGAAGACAAGAACAAUGUGUUCGGAAUCGGGUUCAAGACCAACCCGCCAGAUGCGACGGGUGUGCCUCACAUCUUGGAACACACCACGUUAUGCGGGAGCGAGAAGUACCCGAUCCGAGACCCUUUCUUCAAGAUGCUGCCGCGAUCUCUGUCCAACUUUAUGAAUGCCUUUACCGCCUCCGAUCACACGACGUACCCCUUCGCGACGACGAACCAGCAGGAUUUCCAGAAUCUCCUGUCCGUGUACCUCGACGCUACCCUCCACCCGCUGUUGAAAGAGGAGGAUUUCAGACAAGAGGGAUGGCGAUUGGGCCCGGAGGACCCCAAGGCCUUCCAGGGCGAAGGGCAAAAACUGGAUGAUAUUGUGUUCAAGGGAGUCGUGUACAAUGAGAUGAAGGGUCAGAUUUCGGAUGCGAACUAUCUGUACUACAUCAAGUACAAGGAGAACAUCAUUCCCGCGCUGAACAACUCGGGGGGCGACCCGCAGUACAUCACCGACUUGACGCAUCAGCAGCUGGUGGACUUCUCCAAGCGCAACUAUCAUCCGAGCAACGCAAAGAUCCUGACUUACGGUGACAUGCCCUUGAGUAGCCAUCUCAAGCAGAUCGGCAGUGUUCUGGAUGGGUUCAGCAAGGGGCAGACCGAGGAGUCCGUCAAGGCACCCAUUGAUCUUAGCAACGGUCCAAAGAACAUCACCGUCCCCGGUCCGAUCGACCCCUUUACCGGCGAGGACAAGCAGCACAAGACCUCCACUUCGUGGUACAUGGGCGAUGUCACCAACAUCGUCGAAACUUUCUCCGCCGGAAUCGUCUCUUCCCUGCUGCUUGAUGGUUAUGGAUCCCCCAUGUAUCGGGCGUUGAUCGAAAGUGGCCUUGGGUCGUCGUUCAGCCCUAACACGGGACUGGAUUCGUCUGGCAAGACCCCGGUCUUCUCCGUCGGUGUCACCGGAGUCAGUGAAGCGGAGGCCCCCAAAGUCAAGGAGGCGGUUCAGACUGUCUACCAGGACACGGUGGCAAACGGCUUCAGCGAUGAGAAGGUCCAGGGACUUCUUCACCAGUUGGAGCUGGCGCUGAGGCACAAGACCGCCAACUUCGGUCUUGGUGUGAUGGACAAAACGCUCAGCUCGUGGUUCAAUGGGUCGAACCCCAUGGAAGAGCUCGCCUGGAACGAGGUGAUUGAGGAAUUCAAGAGGAGGUACAGCCAAGGUGGCUACCUUGAGUCUUUGGUGCAGAAGUACCUCAUGAACGACAACUGCUUGACGUUCACCAUGGUUGGCUCGCCAUCCUUCGGCAAGGACCUUGACGCCGAGGAGAUGGCCCGGAGGGAGCAGAAGCUCACACAGCUCAUCGAGCAGCACGGAUCCGUGGAGAAGGCCGUCGCCACGCUUGGUGCAGAGGAACUCCAGCUGCUCAAGAUCCAGGAAGACGCUCAACAUGCCGACUUGAGCUGUUUACCCUCUCUUCGCGUCGAAGACAUUUCGCGGGAGAAGGAGCGCAAACCGUUGAGGGAGUCGAAGGUCGACGAUGUUGACGUCGUUUGGCGCGAGGCCCCUACCAAUGGGUUGACCUACUUCCAAGCCCUGAACGCUUUUGACGAGCUUCCCGACGACCUCCGCCUGCUGAUGCCUCUGUUUAACGACUGCAUUAUGCGACUGGGUACCGCAAACCGAACUAUGGAGCAGUGGGAGGACCUCAUCAAGUUGAAGACUGGCGGUAUCUCUACGUCGUCCUUCCAUACCUCGUCUCCGCUGGAGGUUGGACGCUUUAGCGAGGGCCUGCAGUUUUCUGGUUUCUCCCUGGACCAGAACAUCCCCGAAAUGCUCCAGAUUCUCACGACUCUCGUCACCGAAACCGACUUCACCAGCCCCUACGCCCCUGGUAUGAUCCAGGAGCUCUUACGACUGACCACGAACGGCGCCCUGGAUGCCAUCGCGGGUACCGGGCAUCGGUUUGCCCUCAACGCCGCGGCCGCCGGUCUCUCCCGCAGCCUGUGGGUCCAGGAGCAGCAGUCGGGCCUCGCACAGCUGCAGGCUACGGCUGACCUGCUGCGCGAUGCCGAGACGUCGCCGGAACGUCUUGCGGAGCUCGUCGAGAAACUUCGUCUCAUCCAGUCGUUCGCGAUUUCGCGGUCGUCCAACAUGCGUGUCCGCUUGGUGUGCGAACCCAGUAGCGCGACCCAGAACGAAUCGGCUCUGCAGAAGUGGUUGACCGGGCUGCCUCAGGUCCGCUCCCCCACGGCGACGUCGAGCUCGUUUGUCGACUCGACCACCAAGAGGGCGUUCUACGAUAUGCCGUACAAGGUCUACUACUCCGGGCUGGCCAUGCACACCGUCCCGUUCACGCACCCGUCGAACGCCCACCUCAGCGUCCUGUCGCAGCUGCUCACGCACAACUACCUCCACCCGGAGAUUCGGGAGAAGGGCGGUGCGUACGGCGCCGGAGCUAGCAACGGGCCCGUCAAGGGCAUCUUCGCCUUCACCAGCUACCGGGACCCCAACCCGCUCAACUCGCUCAAGGUGUUCCAGAACAGCGGUGUGUUCGCGCGCGACCGUGUCUGGACCGAUCGCGAACUCAGCGAGGCCAAGCUGGGUAUCUUCCAGGGUCUGGACGCUCCGAUGAGCGUGGACGAGGAGGGGGCGCGGUACUUCAUGAGCGGUGUGACCCACGAGAUGGACCAGCGCUGGAGGGAACAGGUGCUCGACGUGACGGCCAAGGAUGUGAACGCGGCGGCGCAGAACUUCCUGGUCGAUGGACCUGCGCGGUCCGUCUGUCUUCUGGGCGAGAAGAAGGACUGGAUCGAGUCGGGUGAGUGGGAUAUGCGCAAGCUGUCCAUGAAUCCUGGGGAGGGCGAGAUGGGUGACGGAGCAGCAUCUUCGUAAAUGACCGCAUCGGUGUUAUGUCGGGGUUGUAACAACAUUAUAUACCUGUAUCAUACUUUACACUUGUGCUUUAAGACCUGUAUAUAGACGAUCG